AUCAAUAAACGAACGUCAUUCGUUGGUAACCACAGAGUUAUGCUGACGGUUUUAACCCUAGAUUACUACUCUACGUCGCAGAGGCGCCCGCGUUUUUAAUAUAUUGCUUUCUCUUUUUAUCCUUUGCGCGUACGGCAUUCACGUUCAAGGACAUCUCAGUCAUCGCCAGCACGUGUCGCAGGACGGUGGUUGCGUUACGGUACGUUUUGAAACUUCAACAUCAUGGCUAGUAAUAGAAAAGCUAUGGAUGAUAUUAUAGCUAAUUGGCUAGAAGAAAGCGACCAUAACAGUGAUGAUAACUUUUCGGAAGAUGACUCUGAAAUUGAAGAUCAUGUAAGCGAUGAAGACGUUCAGGACGAUGUAGAAGAAGGGUACAUAGAAGAUGAAACUAUAGAGAACUCCAGGGACAUAAGAGCUGAAGAAUCUGUUUCAUCUUUUGUCCCAGAAAAUAGUGAGAGUUUGGAGCAAUCCAGUUCUGAUCGCCGUAUCCUAGUCCCGGCGCGUCGAACAUUGAAGGGCAAGAAUCAGCACUGUUGGUCUACUUCUAAAGGUGAAAGUCGAGGUAGAACCACUGCUAUAAACAUUGUGUACACUUCUAGAGGCCAAUUUAUGAAAAAACUUAGCACGCAGUUGACUACUGAAUGGAUGCAAAAAAGACUAGAAGCACCUACGUUGAAGCGCAAUAUCCGGGAUAUAAUUGAAGUCAUCCUAUAAAAACCUUCCGAUGACUGUUCUGAAGAUAAUGAGGGUCCACCACCCCCAAAAAAAAGAAGAUAUUGCUCUUAUUGUACAUCUAAAAAGAAGAGGAUGUCCAAAAUGACGUGCGCCAAGUGCCAAAAAUCUAUCUGCGGCGAACAUCAUGUUCAUGUAUGUAUCGGAUGCAUCUAAAAUAUUUUUUUUGUUACAAUGUUAGUUUUUUUUAGUUGAUUACUUCAUAAUUUACUAUUUUUUAAGAGAAUUGUAUACUUUAAGUUUUUAUUUUUUUAUUUUUAAUGAGAAGACUGUUAAAUUACCUAAGAUCCUAA
Molecule: messenger RNA, 1025 nt
Organism: Spodoptera litura
Lineage: Eukaryota; Metazoa; Arthropoda; Insecta; Lepidoptera; Noctuidae
Source: RefSeq, a predicted model, not a curated record